This is a messenger RNA of Cydia splendana, 579 nucleotides long. RefSeq lists its product as uncharacterized. NCBI's taxonomy places the organism in Eukaryota, Metazoa, Arthropoda, Insecta, Lepidoptera, Tortricidae. The transcript has 7 exons. The coding region runs from base 91 to 453 and encodes 120 amino acids. The record is from RefSeq and is a predicted model, not a curated record.
UAUUAAAAUUUGGUAUAUAAGCGUAUCUUCAUUUAAUUUUACUGCCAAGUCUGCGAGUACAGGUUACCCACGUCUCCUAUUCAGAAAACAAUGACUCGAGCGCUCGUCGUCGUCGCAGUGCUGGCUGCUCUCGCACUAGUACAGUGUGUUAUGCCCCCACCACCACCGCCUCCAACAGACCAGCCUGGACAUCAUCGUCGUACGCCAGAUUAUCAGAUGCGACUGAUCGAUGACUACCGGCGUGACGCCGAACGAUUUAACAAUUAUCGGCGUCGGGGGUGGGGAAGUUUAAAACAGCUGUUUAGAAGUAGUAAACUUGACCUCGACGAAUUUGACUCCGACUCUAGUGCCAACGCCAACGAUCGGGGUUGGAGAGACCUAAUAAUACAAAAAAGGGAAGCAAAAUUCGACUCUCAGUAUGAUCCCCCGUCUCCUGGAACAUUCAGCGUCUAGCAAGUUUAUAUUUCACACGUAAAAACGUGAAAAGACGUGAUGGCAGCUUGAAGACCACGUAAUAUGGCUACAAGCCUCUGUGUCAUAAGUAUAAUCCAGGAAAUAAAAUUAUGGCAAAUCAAACAA